Messenger RNA from Mangifera indica (mango), 1341 nucleotides. Its product is annotated as palmitoyl-protein thioesterase 1-like. The coding region runs from base 220 to 1125 and encodes 301 amino acids. Gene Ontology annotation, cellular component: intracellular membrane-bounded organelle. The transcript is spliced from 12 exons. Lineage: Eukaryota; Viridiplantae; Streptophyta; Magnoliopsida; Sapindales; Anacardiaceae. The record is from RefSeq and is a predicted model, not a curated record. Gene Ontology annotation, molecular function: thiolester hydrolase activity.
AAGAAAUGCACUAUUAAAUAAUCCAAGGAUUCUUCUGCACUCUGUUUAGUUCUUAUAUUUUUAAUAAUAAGCUGACCAUCCUUGGAGAAGCCCAUCCCAGACGUAAACAGCUGCUCUCACCCAUCUCCAACCUCCAUUUUCUUUUCUUUUUAUUCACACUUCCUUCGUAUCUUGUUGAAAUUCAGAGCCUCGGGUCCCAAUAAUCGUAUCAGUAUUUUCAUGGCUCUCCACUUACUACCCAUUUCUAUUUUAUUCAUUUUUAUCUCUCUUCUAUUCCCAGUUUCUCUUUCCAUUCCUUUCAUAGUACUACAUGGUAUUGGAGAUCAAUGCUCCAAUCGAGGAGUGAAUGAGUUCACCAAGAAACUCAGCAAAUUCGCUGGUGUUAAAGGAUAUUGCAUAGAAGUUGGGGAUGGAAAAUGGGAUUCCUGGUUUAAGCCUCUUGAGGAACAGACUCAAAUUGUUUGUGACAAGGUGAAGAAAAUGAAAGAACUGAGAGAAGGUUAUAACAUAGUUGGUCAGUCCCAGGGUAACUUAAUAGCUCGCGGUGUAAUUGAGUUCUGCGAUGGUGGUCCUCUAGUUAAAAAUUAUAUCUCCUUAGGAGGUCCUCAUGCUGGUACUGCAUCUGUGCCACUUUGUGGUUCUGGUAUUUUUUGCAUAAUUGCAGACACCCUGAUCAAGUCAGAGAUCUACAGCGACUAUGUCCAAGCCCAUUUGGCUCCCAGUGGAUAUCUUAAAUUUCCAAAUGAUAUGUCCAAAUAUUUGAGUAAAUGCAAGUUUCUUCCAAAGCUUAACAAUGAACACCCUGAUAAGAGGAACUCCACUUACAAGGAACGGUUCAGCAGCCUACAGAAUUUGGUGCUUAUAAUGUUUGAAGAUGACAAGGUUUUGAUACCCAAGGAAACCUCCUGGUUCGGAUAUUACCCUUGUGGAGGCUUCAAACCAGUUCUACCUCCUCAAAAGACAAAACUUUACACUGAAGAUUGGAUCGGCCUGAAAAGCUUAGAUGACACUGGAAGAGUGAAGUACAUCAGUGUGGCCGGAGGUCACCUCGGCAUCUCAGAAGCUGAUAUCAAGAAGCAUGUAGUGCCUUAUUUGAAGGAUCAGGCACUGGUGAGAACGAGUUAGCAUCCGCUGAACUGGUGCUGGAUGGAUCCUCCUUAUAUGGGUGGCCUUCAGUAAAGAGCUCAUGUAUAUGUUGAUUGAUGAAAAUCAUCUUAAAUAUAUUUGCUCUUACAAAGAAGCCUAUGCUGUCUGUUGUUUGAUACAGAAGUAAUUGUAUAUUAAUUACAUUUUAUUUGUACCAAGUUCUAUCGUGUUAGUGCAUGAGAGAUGUUAUGUCCA